CGUGAUCUUGGCUAACAUGGCGGCAUGUGGAAAACGAGUGAUUUCAAUAACAUGUCUGGAUGAUGCAAAGUUUUAUGCUCUCUACUUCUCGAGGUCGAAUUACUUGCUACUUAUAUGAAGAGUAUUUUAUGUAAUACUCUCUUUAUGCCAACGAUACCUUUGGGCGCGUGGAUAGAGAGAACUUUGAGAAAGCGUGGGAGAUCUAUUAAGCGUCUGUUGUGGAAUUGGAUACCAAUUGCACGAUCUGUUUUAAACUCGAGGACGUUGCGUAAAGGAACUGUUUCGUAUGAAGACCAAAGUUUCAUCUGAUAACAACGGGGAAGGCGUCCCUCCGCAAACUACUGUUGUGACAACGACUGUUGGACAAUCCAGUGUGUGGUCGAUAUGUGAUAUAUCUACAGAUUCUCAUGUCGAGCUGCGAGACAUUACACCGUCUAUCAGUCCUGUGUUUACUGACGAUCAAGUUCACGAAUUAACGCAAAACUCUUCAGAGGUCGAUGUUCUAGGCGAACAUUUUCUCCCUCCUGAAGCUAUCAAGCAGAUCGACGAAGUCCUGAGCUCCCAGGCGCAGGGAAACUUGCUUUACAGUGAUCCAGUUCUUGGUAAUGCACUUAAACAAAACCACGAUGUCCUUUUGCCAGGUGAUCUUGGCUUUCAUGGGACCAUGUUUCCAUCAUUCGAUUCUAUUGUAGAAGCAGAUCGAAUUCUAAACAAAAGGGAUGAGUCAGCUGAUGCAAUAAGCAGUGAAGGGAAUGGUACUGCAGCUGAUGAAACAAGCUCAGCAGCUUGGUCAAAAGAUGGCACAGCAGUGAGCACACCAGGAGGUGAGAGUGGGACAGAUGGAGGUGACAGUUCUGGGACUGAGAAGGGGCCACGACGUUCCAUGCGCAAUCGUGUGCAAGUUAAGAAAGAUUCUGAGACACUAAAAACUGCAUUGCCAGCUUCUAAACCUGUAUCAAGAGGUAAAGAUAUUUCAAAGUUGAAGUAUGCAAAUAACAAAGAAGAGGCUCCGAAAAAGGAGGUAAGAAGGAGUGGGCGAAUGCAAAAAAAAGGUGACAAAGGGGAAAACAGUGCAGAUACUCAGGAAAAGGAAUCAAACGUGAACAGCGAAAAGGAAAACAUUACCAACGAUAAAGAUGCUGAUAAGGAAUCACUAGAACAGCAGGAUUCUGCAUCCAAGAAUGUGAGGAGGUUAGUAAACUAAAACGUGCUUUACAUUGUAGCUGGUGAGCAUAGAACAUUAAAAGAAAAUGUUUAUUUUGCACUUCUGAGGCCCGGCCCCAGUUUUUCAAUUGGUGGAUAAUGCUGUCCAUUGCACCACUAUCCAGUGGAUGGCACAACAUUGAUUCUCCAUCCCUUAUCAACUGGAUUGUAGUAUCCUACUUAUGAACAAUCAUAAUACAGUCAAACCCUUCUUUGUGGACCCCCGUUUAAUACGGAGCUCUUUAUUACGGACAGAUUGCUUCGUCCCUGGAGAAAAAAAGCCCUUACAUGUUCUUUAAAUUCAACCUGCUUAAUACAGACACCUUGUUACUGUAAAAUUCCAAAAAUAAGCCCCGGGGCUUAUAUUUUUCAAAGGCUUAUCUUGAGGGGCUUAUUUUUGGAGGGGCUUAUCUACAGAGGGAAAUUUGCUUUUCAAUUUCGAUUGGGCUAGCCUUACAGUUGGAAGUAAAUUUAUCGUUUUUGCUUUGUUGUACUUUGUAUUUGAGAGCUAUUUUUCAAGUACAAGCCCCCGGGGGGCUUAUAUUAAUUUUGGAGGGGUGAUUUAACGAAGGGUUUUCUGUGUUAGUGGUUUGGAGGGCUUAUAUUUGGAGGCGCUUAUACAUGGAGGGGCUUAUACAUGGAGGGGCUUAUUUUCAGAAUUUUAUGGUAAUUUGGACACUUUCUGUGGUUCCCUCAGUGUCCGUAUACAUUAAAAUGGUUUGACUGUUGUUAUUAUUGGAACUUGGUUUACAAAAUGUGGACAGUUCAGUCCAUCAGAUUACAGUAGUUCAUUUUGAAUGGAUAAGCAGCUAUGGUUUUACUGUAGAUUGAGAAUCCACUGGAGAUUGUUAUUGACCCUUUGAACAAUGCGGGGCUCAAAAUAAUUUUCAUGCACUGGCCAAACACGAUGACUGGCCAAAGAAAUGUUUGCUCUGUCAAAUCUUUUUUCUGACUGGUCAAAAUAUUGAAAAAAUAGUUAACUAAUGACAGCUUGUAAACUUAAAAGUGCCAUUUGCUUGUUCAAGUUGUUGCUAGACUGAUUGAAAAGUGGCUUCAUGGAGAAAACUGCUUAAAACUUAACCAAAGAUGGCCUAAGAUUUACGGUUGAGGAUUUGACUGUUUGUUCAAGAACAGGAGUGUGUGUGUGUGACUGUUCAACAUGACCGGUACAGCUGUAAGUUAAGUUUUGGCCGACAUCAAUGUAAAGAAAACUUUUAACUGCAAAAUUUAAGCCACAGUGGCCAUGCCAUGGAAGUAAGGGCUGGCAACUCAGGGCAACUGGGUCAAUUGCAGUGUUAAGUGAAAUGAUUGUUUGUUUUCAAGUUAAUUUAAGUUUGUUUGGUUGUUACUUGUAGGUCACCAAGGACUCAAAAGAAGUCACCAGUGGAAGAAAAAAAGAACACAUCAAGAAAACAAGAUGAUAAAAAGGAGGCCAACAUUUCAAGUGAUGGUAAAGAAUCUUGUGAAGAAAAGGCUAGUGAUAAAGAAAUUAAAUCCAAAGGAACAAAGUCCAAGGGAAGUGAAAAAACAAAUAAAAAAGGAAGUAAUGAUGAGGAUGUCACCGGGAGUGAUAAAGAUGAGAAGAAAGGAGUAAGAAAAAGUGGACGC
Porites lobata is the source of this 2811-nucleotide messenger RNA. The record is from the annotation of a GenBank genome assembly. Lineage: Eukaryota; Metazoa; Cnidaria; Anthozoa; Scleractinia; Poritidae.